Talaromyces rugulosus is the source of this 705-nucleotide messenger RNA. RefSeq lists its product as uncharacterized. Gene Ontology annotation, cellular component: cytoplasm. The transcript has 4 exons. The record is from RefSeq and is a predicted model, not a curated record. Gene Ontology annotation, molecular function: magnesium ion binding; inorganic diphosphate phosphatase activity. Gene Ontology annotation, biological process: phosphate-containing compound metabolic process. Bases 1 to 705 code for a protein of 234 amino acids. Lineage: Eukaryota; Fungi; Ascomycota; Eurotiomycetes; Eurotiales; Trichocomaceae.
AUGUCUCCGUCCCCCAAAUACCAGACCCAGGUGUCGGGCAGUGUCGAAAACGGGGACUUUCAACUUUCAUUUGCAGCAGAUAAUGGCAGCCCUAUUUCUCCAUGGCAUGAUAUUCCACUCAUGGCAGACUCCACGGAGCGAAUAUUCCACAUGGUAGUGGAGAUACCAAGAGGAUCUCGCCCAAAAAUGGAGAUUGCCAAGGAGGUGCCUGGGAACCCUAUUAAACAAGAUAUGACUUGGGAAGAUCCAUCAACGAUUGACUCGGAGACCAAUGCAAAUGGAGACGACGACCCCCUUGAUGUUUGUGAGAUAGGCUCGCGAGUUUCUACCGUUGGGGAGGUCAAGAGAGUCAAAGUGCUCGGAGCGUUUGUAAUUAUCGACCAAGGCGAGACCGACUGGAAAGUGGUAGCUGUGGACGUUGAGGAUCCUCUAGCAACCAAACUAAACGAUAUUUCCGAUGUCGAAGCCAAUACUCCUGGGUUUAUGGCUUCCUUGAAAAAUUGGUUCUGCAUGUACAAGGUCCCCGAAGGAAAGAAAGCAAACACUCUACCUUUGGGGCAAACAGAUAAAACCCAAAGUUACGCGUUAGAUCUGAUCGAUCGCUGCCAUAACGAAUGGCACAGCUGUCGAAGACGGCUUUUGGAGCGAAGCCACAAAAGCGAGUCGAAGCCGGAUGUUGAUAUUUCAGAAGAAUCUUCUGCGUAA